AUGGCCAACUUUGUCACCGUUCUGGGCAAGUUCUUCGAGGAGUACCGCAAGCAGACGAGCAAGCGGCUGAAGGCGAUCGACGCCUACCUGGUGUACAUCUUCUUCACCGGCGUCUUCCAAUUCGCCUACUGUCUUCUCGUGGGCACCUUCCCCUUCAACAGCUUCCUCUCUGGAUUCAUCUCCACGAUUGCGAGCUUCGUGCUGGCCGUCUGCCUUCGGGUGCAGGUUAACGAGCAGAACAAGAGCGAAUUCGCAGAGCUAAAGGACGAGCGCGCCUUUGCCGACUUUAUCUUUGCCCACAUCAUUCUCCACUUGGUGGUGGUCAACUUUCUCGGAUAA
Rhagoletis zephyria (snowberry fruit fly) is the source of this 339-nucleotide messenger RNA. NCBI's taxonomy places the organism in Eukaryota, Metazoa, Arthropoda, Insecta, Diptera, Tephritidae. The record is from RefSeq and is a predicted model, not a curated record.